Perognathus longimembris pacificus (Pacific pocket mouse) is the source of this 6982-nucleotide messenger RNA. RefSeq names its product deleted in malignant brain tumors 1 protein-like. The transcript has 36 exons. Lineage: Eukaryota; Metazoa; Chordata; Mammalia; Rodentia; Heteromyidae. Bases 1 to 6978 code for a protein of 2325 amino acids. Gene Ontology annotation, cellular component: membrane. The record is from RefSeq and is a predicted model, not a curated record.
AUGGGCUGUCCUGCCUGCCUCCUCUGGCUACUGCUGGUCCAAGCCGCUGCGCUUCCUGAAGCAGAUCCCAGUGUGCACGAGAGACCCAGGUCAGCUGGGAUUGUACCCACAGAUCCCAAUGUGCGCGUGAGACCCAGGUCAGCUGUGAUUGUGCCCACAGAUCCCAGUGUGCGCGAGAGACCCAGGUCAGCUGGGAUUGUGCCCACAGAUCCCAGUGUGCGCGAGAGACCCAGAUCCCAGUGUGCAGAUGAGACCCAGGUCAUCUGGGAUUGUACCCACAGAUCCCAGGUUGCGGGUCAGCGGGUAAAGGGCCACCCACUCUUUCACGUUCUAACAGACACCAAACUCUCAGCCCCUCUCCUUGCAGAGAAUGUUGAAGAAUCGCUGCCAAUGCCCCAAGGUGAUGGAAAUUCGGUAACCAUAUUAUCAGUUCUCCCCGCUGCCAUCUCCCCUCGGCUCUCUCCCCAGACAGCUGCGCAGUCAACCUCGUCAGGACUAACCAUGGCUGACACAGCACCUGCCAACCGUAGAGCCAGCUUGCCACAGCGCAGACCCCCAGGUGAUGGACUGACAGCCACCCUACUCUCAGCGAGGCGAGUCCAGCUUCCCUCUGCCUUCGCAGAGGCAGGUAAAGUCAUGACAGUCACAGAACCCCAGAAGAAUCCACAUCCCACGUCUUCAGCGAUAUCAGCGGCGGAACACUCACCUUCUACUGCAGCGCCAGGAGGCCCGGCCCCUGUCCGGCUGGUGGGCGCCCACGUGCGCUGCGCGGGUCGCGUGGAGCUCUUUCACCAAGGAGUGUGGGGGACGGUGUGCGACGACCGCUGGGACCUUCCACAAGCCAACGUCAUCUGCAGGCAGCUGGGGUGCGGCUGGGCUGUUUCCGCCCUCAGCGAAGCCCACUUCGGGGAAGGUUCCGGAAAGAUUGUGCUGGAUGACGUGCACUGCGGAGGACACGAGGAGCGCCUGGAGGAGUGUGCCCACAUCGGCCUGUUCUCCCACAACUGUGAUCACGGCGAGGACGCCGGCGUGAUCUGUUCAGAUGCCGGCUACACAGUGGACGCCCCUCAAGAAAAGGCUCCAUGUGGAGGAAUUAUCACCAACUCAUCUGGAGCAAUUAGGAAUCCCCCCAAAAAUGAAAUGCAUGACAACAUAACCUGUGUGUGGGAAAUCAAGGCAAAUGCAUCUGAUCACGUACUGCUGGCAUUUCCGCAUCUUAACCUGGACUGCACCAACGAAUACUUUGAGGUUCUGGAUGGCCCCCCAUCCUCUACGAAGUCCCUGGGGAGGACCUGCUCUGGUUACUACCUCACCUUCUCGUCCUCCUCCAACUCAAUGACCCUCGUGUACUUCCGAAGCUUCAACAACAUAGGGAAAGUUUUCAUGGCUUACUAUUACUCUUCAGCCAAAGUUGGAACCGAUUGGCCACACACCUCUGACAAGGUGGAGAGUUGGUGGGUCUUUGUAGGCUAUCUGCUAUCGAUGAGAGAAGUCACUGGGUCUCUGUCUGCAGAGGACUGGCCAGAGCUGCGGCUGGUGGGCGGCUCCAGCCGGUGCUCGGGGCGUGUGGAGGUCCUCCGUCAGGGGGCCUGGGGCACGGUGUGCGAUGACCUGUGGGACCUGAACGAAGCUGAGGUGGUGUGCCGCCAGCUGGGGUGCGGUCGGGCCCUGUCCGCUGUUGGGAAGGCCUACUUCGGAGAAGGCUCUGGAGACAUCUUCCUGGAUAACCUCCAGUGUGCUGGAGUGGAGCGCUUCCUGGGCCAGUGUGCCCACUCGGGCUGGAUGGAGCACAACUGUGGUCACCACGAGGACGCUGGAGUCAUCUGCUCAGGUAUCCGCUCCCCUCUUCCGGCGGUCUAUUCUAACAUUCCUGGUGACUGGCCAGAGCUGCGGCUGGUGGGCGGCUCUGGCCAGUGCUCGGGGCGUGUGGAGGUCCUUCACCAGGGGGCCUGGGGCACGGUGUGCGACGAUCUCUGGGACCUCAAGGAAGCUGAGGUUGUUUGCCGACAGCUGGGCUGUGGAAGGGCUAUUUCUGGCCCCGGUGAGGCCUACUUUGGCCCAGGUUCUGGAGACAUCUUCCUGGACAACUUCCAGUGCUCUGGGGUGGAGCAGUACCUGGGCCAGUGUGCCCACUCAGGCUGGUUGGAGCACAACUGUGGACACCACGAGGACGCCAGUGUCAUCUGCUCAGAUUCAGAAGAUUCACUGCCACCCACACCUCCAGGAAAAAGCAAUUCUUGUGGAGGAGUCAUUUCUAGUCUUUCUGGCUUAUUUUCUAGUCCACAGUAUCCAGAAAAUUACCCAACAGACAUCCAGUGUGUUUGGGAGAUCCACGUGGACCAAAAAUUUCAUAUAGAACUCAUGAUUCCAAGUUUGAAUCUGGAAGACAUUCUUGGAUGUCCCUACGACUCAGUUGAGAUCUUCGAUGGCCCCAGGAUCACCUCACUCUCCAUGGGGAGGUUCUGUGCCCCAGCGGCUGUUAUGUUUUUCUCCUCCUCAAAUAUCAUGACAGUGGUGUUCCGGAGUGAUUACAUGAUAACCAACACUGGCUUUUACGCUCUGUUUCAUGCAAUUCCACUGGGAAAAGGGGAGCCAGACAGUGAACCAGCGCUGCGCCUGGUGGGGGGGUCCAGCCGGUGCUCAGGACGUGUGGAGAUCCUCCAUCAGGGGACCUGGGGCACCGUGUGCGAUGACCUGUGGGACCUGAAUGAAGCUGCAGUGGUGUGCAGACAGCUAGGCUGCGGACAUGCCGUUGCUGCUCUGGGAAAGGCCUCCUUUGGUCCGGGCUCUGGAGACAUCCUCCUGGACAACGUUCAGUGUUCCGGAAGUGAGAACCACCUUGGUCAGUGCCCCAGCUCGAGCUGGUCAGACCACAACUGUGGCCACCAUGAGGAUGCUGGUGUUGUCUGCUCAGAAUGCAAGGUACGUGUGAAACCAACCGCGGGUGUCUCAUCUGCUCCCACAGAAGGAAGUCAUUGUGGAGGAGUCAUCUCCGGUCUGUCGGGCUCGUUCUCCAGCCCCUGGUACCCCACCAACUACCCCACUGAUGUGGAGUGUGUCUGGAUGAUCCACGUGGCCGAGGCGUUCCACAUCGAGCUGACGAUCCCCAGCGUGCAGCUGGAGGACAUCUACGGGUGCCCUUAUGACUUUGUUGAGGUGUUCGAUGGACGGCCAGCAGCCUCACGAUCCUUGGGCAGAAUAUGUGCUGGCACCGGGCUCACGUUCCUCUCUUCUUCAAACAUCAUGACUGCAGUGUUCAGAAGCGAUGCCAUGAUCACCAACACAGGGUUUUACGCUGUGUACAACACCGUUCAGCAAGACGAAAGGCAGAGCGAUCUGGCCCUGCGGCUGGUGAACGGCAGUCACAGGUGCGAGGGCCGAGUGGAAGUCGCCUACAAUGGCACCUGGGGCACCAUCUGCGAUGACAGCUGGGACCUGGCAGAUGCCAAGGUGGUGUGUGAGCAGCUUGGCUGUGGAGAAGCCAUGGCGGCCCCAACCCAGAGCUACUUUACCGGAGGAACGGGCCACAUCCUGCUGGAUGAUAUGCGGUGCACGGGGGAUGAAGCGACGGUAUGGCAAUGCACGCACAACGGAUGGUUCUCCCACAACUGCGGCCACCACGAGGAUGCCAGCGCCAUCUGCUCAGGUAUCAAUGCCAGUCCAAGCAGAGGCCCAACAGAUGAGGAUUUCCACUGUGGUGGUUUGCUCACAAAUAAUUCUGGCUCUUUCUCCAGCCCUUGGUAUCCCCAAAAAUACCCCACAAACGUGGUGUGUGCCUGGGACAUCCAGGUGGACAGCAGGGCUCGCAUCAGACUGACAUUCGAAACGGUCAAAAUGGAACACUUCUACGGCUGUCCCUAUGACUUCAUUGAAAUCUUUGAUGGCCCACAAAGUGAAUCUUUUUCACUGGGACGGUUCUGCUCAGAAACAACCCCAAUACUCACCUCCUCGUCAAACCGGAUGGCUGUGGUGUUCCACAGUGACGAAAUUGUCACCAACAUUGGCUUCUCUGCAUCUUAUGAGACUCUGACUCAAGAUGACAAUGACACCGCCGCGGGCCUCCGGCUGAGCGACGGCCGCAGCCCGUGCGAGGGCCGCGUGGAGCUGCACUACAAUGGCAGCUGGGGCACGGUGUGCGACGACGGCUGGGACCUGCGCGACGCCCAGGUGGUGUGCAGGCAGCUGGGCUGCGGGGGGGCCGUGGCCGCCCCCGGGCAGGCGCGCUUCGAGCGAGGCCGGGGCCCCAUCGCCCUGGACGACGUGGACUGCGCGGGGACGGAAGCCCGGCUGUGGCAGUGUCUGCACGGGGACUGGUUCUCCCACAACUGCGGCCACCACGAAGAUGCCGGCGUCAUCUGCUCAGAAGAGAAAAAUACUUCCACAGAAGAGGGUGAGGACAAUACCUCAGCAGAAGAGGAAAAUACCUCAGUAGAAGAGGAAAAUACCUCAGCAAAAGAGGAAAAUACUUCAGCAGAAAAAGAAAAUACUUCUGCAGAAAAGGGAAAUACCUCAGUGGGAGAGAAAAAUACCUCAGCAAAAGAGGAAAAUACCUCAGCAGAAGAGGAUGAGGACAAUACCUCAGCAGGAGAUAAAAAUACCUCAGCAGAAGAGGAAAAUACCUCAGCAGGAGAGGAAAAUACUUCAGCAGAAGAGGAAAAUACCUCAGCAGGAGAGGAAAAUACUUCAGCAGAAGAGGAAAAUACCUCAGCAGAAGAGGGAAAUGCUUUAGCAGGAGAGAAAAGUACUUCAGCAGAAGAGGAUGAGGACAAUACCUCAGCAGGAAAGGAAAAUACUUCAGCAGCAGAGGGAAAUACCUCGGCAGAAAAGGAAAAUACUUCUGCAGAAAAGGGAAAUACCUCAGUGGGAGAGAAAAAUACCUCAGCAGAAGAGGAAAAUACCUCAGCAGAAGAGGAUGAGGACAAUACUUCAGCAGGAGAGGAAAACACUUCAGCAAGUGGGGAAAAUACCUCAGUGGGAGAGAAAAAUACCUCAGCAAAAGAGGAAAAUACCUCAGCAGGAGAGGAAAAUACUUCAGAAGAGGAAAAUACCUCAGCAGGAGAGGAAAAUACUUCAGCAGAAGAGGGAAAUACCUCAGCAGGAGAGGAAAAUACUUCAGAAGAGGAAAAUACCUCAGCAGGAGAGGGAAAUGCUUCAGAAGAGGAAAAUACCUCAGCAGGAGAGGAAAAUACUUCAGCAGAAGAGGGAAAUACCUCAGCAGAAGAGGGAAAUACCUCAGCAGGAGAGGAAAAUACUUCAGAAGAGGAAAAUACCUCAGCAGGAGAGGGAAAUGCUUCAGAAGAGGAAAAUACCUCAGCAGGAGAGGAAAAUACUUCAGAAGAGGAAAAUACAUCAGCAGGAGAGGGAAAUGCUUCAGAAGAGGAAAAUACCUCAGCAGGAGAGGAAAAUACUUCAACAGAAGAGGGAAAUACCUCAGCAGAAGAGGGAAAUGCUUCAGCAGAAGAGAAAAGUACUUCAGCAGAAGAGCGAAACACCUCAGCAGAAGAGGAUGAGGACAAUACCUCAGCAGAAGAGGGAAAUGCCUCAGCAGAAGAGGAAAAUACUUCAGCAGGAGAGGAAAAUACCUCAGCAGAAGAGGAAAAUACCUUAGCCAGAGAGAAAAAUACCUCAGCAGAAGAGGGAAAUGCUUCAGCAGGAGAGAAAAGUACUUCAGCAGAAGAGGAAAAUACCUCAGCAGAAGAGGAAAAUCCCUCAGCCAAAGAGGAUAAGGACAAUACCUCAGCAGGAGAAAGCAGACCCUCUGCCACAGACCCAACUAGGACAACGUUGACACCGUUACCUGACCGGCCGCUGCGCCUGGCGGGCGGGCGGAGUCGCUGCGAGGGCCGGCUGGAGGUGCGCCACCGCGGCGAGUGGGGCACCGUGUGCGACGACCACUGGGGCAUCAAGAACGCCCGCGUCGUGUGCCGCCUCCUGGGCUGCGGCCGCGCCCUGGGCGCCCCGGGCCGCGCCCGCUUCGGCCCGGGCACCGGGCCCAUCCUGCUGGACGACGUGCGCUGCUCGGGCUCCGAGGCCGCGCUGGAGCGCUGCGCGCACCCGGGCUGGGCGCGGCACAACUGCGGCCACCACGAGGACGCCGGCGUGGUCUGCGCAGGUCAAGCUGACUCCGUGGUACCCAAGGACAACGCGCAGCUCUCCUGCCUGCCUCACCUCUUCCAAGCUGUCCUGGAUCGAGGCUAUCUCCGAAGACUGGGCUACUCCUCCUGGGAUCUUCACUUAAAUGACGAUGCGUGCCGCCCCCAAGUCACGGGGCGCUACCUGAUCUUUCACAUUCCCUACGGCCACUGCGGCACCGUCCAGCAGGAGCACCGCGGCUCCCUCAGCUACUCCAACUCCAUCAGAGGCCGCGGACGGGGUCACCCCGGCCGAGUCAUUGUGAGGCACAAGGUGCCCCAGCUGAAGUUGACCUGCAGAGCGGACGGCCCAUCCACCGUCGAACUCGUCCACGGAACUGGCACCCGGGCAGAGGAGGCUGGCUACGAAGUGUCCCUGUCCUUCAUCCAGUCGCCUGCCUCCCCGCCGGGGAAGGGCAUGGUCCCUUAUUACGCCCAUCGGGGGGAAGAGGUCUUCCUGGAGGCCACGCUCCAGAGCACGGAUCCCAACCUGAGGCCCUUCGUGGACACGUGUGUGGCUUCUGCCGAUCCCAGCGAUUUUACCACCAACACGCACGAUCUGAUCCGGCAAGGGUGCAUCAAAGACAAUACCUAUACCAACCUCCACUCCGCCAAGAAGAAUGUGGCCCAGUUCAAGUUCAACGCCUUCAGUGUUCUCGACAGCUACGAAGUGGUCUAUCUGCAGUGUCAGAUUGCCGUGUGCAGAGAGGGAGACCCCUCUUCUCGGUGCUCUCAAGGCUGUGCAGCGCGGAGUAGGAGAGGCGCGGGCCCCGUGGGGGGCGAGGGAGAACGGACUGAGCAUCUCCAAACGGUGGGGCCGCUGGAGGUCCCUAGAGCCUCUGGCUAGGGGA